Molecule: messenger RNA, 2979 nt
Organism: Drosophila gunungcola (fruit fly)
Lineage: Eukaryota; Metazoa; Arthropoda; Insecta; Diptera; Drosophilidae
Product: myb-like protein I
Exons: 10
Coding region: 700-2934 (744 amino acids)
Source: RefSeq, a predicted model, not a curated record
GGCAGCACUUUUCCUUCUCAUCGUUUCCAGCCCUUCCAAGCGCUCUCUACCGCUCUCCUUUCGUUUAUUUCCUCUCUCCUGCCGCUCUGAUGCUAUGCUCACUUCCAUUGCAGUGCCUUGCCGCUUUUAAGAUACUUUUGUAUCUCUGUAUCUUCCAGUGCCAGUGUCAGCGCCGCUUGCAGUUUUAUGUUGUUGUGGCUUCCAGUUCGCUGGACUGGAUGGCCAAGACAAACAUCCAUUCCAUUCGCUGAGCGGCUUUCGCUGUUGAAUGAGCUGUUUGGCUAGUUUUCGUGGAACGGCCGCCGGUUCGUUUCGUAGCGUAUCUUCGAGAUACAAACACUAAAUCGAAUCGAAUGAAUAUUGCAGCUGUCGUUGCGCGCGUGUUGUCGAUGGAAAUUGUGGAAUUAUAACAAUUACAUCUCGUGUGGAAGUGUGAAAGUGAAAUAGUCGAGCCAAGAGCGACGCAAUUAGAUGAAAAUACACUCACGCUCUGUAUCCGUAUCUUUGUAUCUUGUGUGCGAGCGCGCUUCAACAAGUAAACCGAAAUUAAAAAACUCACUGGAGUGGAAGGCUCGUCCUUGAGCUCCCCACUUAAACACACCUGUUUUAGAACGAAAUACAUAUUCAAGUGCAAUUUGAGCCACCGAAAAAGACAGCCAGCGUCAGUUAGAAAGAGAGGGCAAGCGAGCGGUGAAAGAGAUGAAUAAUUUCACAACCACAACAGCAGCCCCACCACCAAAGGAAGCGCUUCCCCGAUCAGGACAUGUUAAUGAGGUCUGCAAGGAGUGGCUCGUGCGUGAGGAUGGCGCUCUGGCCUAUAAACUCCAGUCUCAAGAGAUUAACGACUUCUACAAGGGAAAUCGGUACAGAAACGCGGUGGUUCGCGAGGAUUUCCCAACGGCCCUCCACGAACAGAUCAAGGAGAAGGAGCAGGCCCAGCGAAGGGUGGAUGCCUACAGAAGACGCCUAACUGAGCAGGAGGAGCAUGACAAGCGUGUGGCCAAAGAAAUUGCUGACAAGCUGGAGCGUGAUCUGCAGGAGCAACAGCAAAAGGAGCUGCAACAAAGCGAGUUAAUAGCCAAGCAAAUGCAGGAAAUCUAUGUUAAUCUGCCGCCUGUGCCGCCGCCAGCAACACGCGACAAGAGCCGUCCGCCGCCACGUCCCGCCAAAGCAAGUAUACACCUGCAACAACAGCAGCAACAUCAGACACAGCAGCAACAUCAGACACAGCAGCAGCAUCAAUCAGAGCCGAGCACCUCACAGCAGGCUAGAUAUCACAGUCAGCAACAACAGCAGCAGCAGCAACCAUUGCUGCUACAGCAGCAACACUUCUCACAAACAGACAACUAUGUAGGAUUAUCGCUUAUACCAAAUAUUGUAGAUUUGCCAGCCGCGGCAACAGCAGCAACAUGCACCACUCCCAGUAGAAAUGCACAGGCACACAAUCAGCUGUUGGUGAGUGAUGUCUUAUCAUCGCCACAGCAGCAACAACAUCACUCACGUUUUCAUCAUGCACAGCCGAAGCAGCAGCAGCAACAUAAAUCAUCAUCGCCGGCACGUCGUCCACCAACAAUAACUAACAUGCCCAGCACUUCAUCCAUAACUCAGCACCCACCCACACAAUCCACACAAGCACAGGCAGCUGGCAUUGAUGAGCUGGUGGACUAUGCCGAUGUUGCUGACAGCAUACGCGACUACAACAUCGCUGCCACGAGCACGGCAGCAACAUCGGCCAGCGUUGUCGAUGCAGCUGCAACAUCACUCCAGCAGCAACGCUCCCCGUCACACGAAAAUCUCCUAAGAACCGAACCGAAAUUUCAGAAACUGUCACCCGAAAAGUACGAUCAACUGGUGGGCAAUUUCGGUUUGGGACCCACUUCGGGGCUCGGAUCGGGAUCGGGAUCAGGACCGGGAUCGGCCAAAGCAGCUGAGAGACACAUGCAGCAGCAUGCCGAUGACAUCGAGCUCUAUGUGGAUCCCUGCGAUUAUGCCAGCCUGCGAGAGAUCGGGCUGCCGAUGGAAGAGAUCCAGGAGAUGAGCAAGAAGCUCAAGCAGGAGCAGAAGGAUGAGUUGCUGGCUCGUCGCCUGCAGGCCAUUGAGUCCAAGGACUGCGUGCGACAGGAGCACAGGGAUCGCCUGCUGGCCAUUGAAGCCCAGGACAAGGAGCUGGCCAAAAUGCUGCAGGACAGGAUGAACUCACGAAAUUCUUUUUGCUAUAGAUACAACUAUCUAGAAAUCAGAAAGGAGAAGGCCAAAGCCAAGCGGGCCAAGGAGAAAGCUCGUUUGCGAAAAACUCAGCAGAAGGAAGCCGCAGAAGCUGCCAAUGGCAGUGGUAGUCUGCUCUGUGGCACCAAUUCCCAUUGUGGUCCGCUGCUGCCACUGCCACCGGAUUGCCUUUCCAGCACUGCCAAUCAUUCCCAGGCCGACAUCGAUGUGGAGGCCUACUCCAAUCCCAUAGACGUGCUCAACAGCAGUCGUGAGCAGCGGACCCACAACGGACCUUUGACCAAUGGCAGCCUGACCAGAGAUGGGGGCUCCUCCAAUCACAGCUCCAUGCAGAGACAGCAGCGGAACAUGGCACCCAUUAGGGCAGAAGAUGAUAUCUACACUCUGCCCGUGGACAGUUGCAGGCCAGGACAAAGACCUGUUUCACUGCACAUGGCAGCGGAUGCAGUGCAACAGCUUCAGACCCACAAUUCCAUGACGAGAUCGGAGCAUUACGGAUCCGAGGCCGGUUCCCAUGACAGUUCGCAUCAGAGUGGUCAGGAUAUAACGCCUCACAUGAAAUACUCCAAGUCCGGCAAUUUCGGUAUAUAUAUCAAAGUGCCAGCCCCACGCCGCCUUACAUGCCAAUUCAAGGUACUCGACGAUCAAAUUCAAGUGAAGAUCGUAAAAAGAAGUCCAAGGACAAGUGCACGCAUCAGUGAACCAUAAUCACCCAUUUAAAACACAUUUAUUCAUAUAUGUUUUAAACUCUCU